AUUUUGCACCUCAACUUGUUGCCUGCCUUCCCGUCCUCCGGACAAGGACUCCCAUUGUUAGGGCGGAGGCAUUAUCAUCUCGUCAUUAUAUACAGAUCUCUAGCUCAGCUAUCCACGGAUGAACAAAACGACAGCAGAAUCCAGCUGAUCACUGACAGGACAGCAAGGGCAAGAACAGCUCGAGACCAGAGGCAGCGCGCAUGGACACGGAUGUGUUGUUGGCAACAUUACGCAGCACAAGAGUGGUGGAAAGUACUCGAUAGAGUCGAUAGUGGCGAAUUAUAACACAUUUGGCUUACAAGUGUGUGUCCAUAUACCUAAAUGUAAUUUUAAACCCUUAUUCUACACACCAAAUUGUUUUAUUUUCAUCAGAGUCGAUUAUGUAGCCUACCUUUCCCUUUCGACGGAAUUCCAGGCAUCAUCUACGGUAUUCCAGAACAGCCGGCAUCAGAAAGACUUCUCUUCACAAACGACAGUUGAAGAAGUCACGACGAAGACAGGAAAACACUGAAAUGUGUAGCAAACAGGGAUAUUUAAGAGUGUGAAAACUUCCUCAACGCAACACGAAGCUGCUCUUUCAGUUUAUUUUGUUGUUCAAGAGGAGAGAAAAUGAUUCCACCAGCUAACAUCAUGCAGGACGAGAGUUUGGGCAAGAACGAGCGCGAUCAGCACGAGACACCUCAGUCACCAGCGCCCAGUGCUAGUCAACAGGAGACAAAGAUGCAGAAGCUGAAGCGCUCCUUUUCCUUCAAAACCAAGAGAAUGCGCAGCAAGAGCGCAGACAAUUUCUUCCAGCGCAACAACAGUGACGCCAAGCUGUCGACAGAGCUGCUCUCGGACAACAGCAGCAUCACAGGCCAAAUGAGCAUCAUCGGGGUUACGGUGGCCAAUCCCGUCCACCCUGUCCACCAUGCCCCCCCUCGUUCAACCUCCAACCUGGUGAUCUCUAAUGCGCCCCCGGCCAUCCCAUGUGCCCCCCCUUCCUUGGUCUACUCCCCAGGGCGCCACCCCCUCGCCAUCGACCCCACCGGACACGGCUUCAUGGAACACAUCUUUAAGAAGCCCACCUUCUGUGACUUCUGCAACCACAUGAUCGUAGGCACCACCUCCAAGCAUGUGGUGAUGCUGGCAGGCAACACAGCCAAGCAUGGCCUUCGCUGCAAAGCCUGCAAGAUGAGCAUCCACCACAAGUGUGAGAAAGGAGUGGGAUCGCAACGCUGCCAAGGCAAGCUGCCAAAGGGCUUUCGACGGUACUACAGCUCCCCACUGCUGAUAACGGAGCAGUUUGGCUACAUCAAAGAAGUCAUGCCCAUUGCUUGUGGCAGUAAAGUGGACCCUGUGUAUGAAGCUCUCCGGUUCGGGACGUCUCUGGCACAGAAGAACAAGAGGGCCAGUGGCUUUGAGUCCCCCCACAGAAACUCUACCAGUGACUUGGCCCAGGUUCCAGAAGAGGCUGUCGCUCACAGCAGUCAACAUGAACUCACCAGGAAGCACAGUGACAAUGUGUUCACAUCACUUGAGAACGGGACGGAGCCCAUUCCCUAUUGCCAUGUGGCUGAGAGGAAACCUGAUGAUUCACCGGAGAGGAGACUGCUGCAGAAGGACAUACUGCAGCUCAACACCUAUGUGGCUUUGUUCACAUUCACACCCCAGGAAAGUGAAGACCUAGAGAUGAGACCCGGAGACAGAAUCGUACUGGCGGAUGACUCUAAUGAUGAUUGGUGGAAGGGCGUAAUCGAGGACAGGAUUGGUUUCUUCCCAGCAGCCUUUGCUCACCAGGUGAAGGCCGGGGACAGAGUGUUCAGGUGUCACCGGACGUUCAUCGGCUGCAAGGAGCAAGGCCAGAUCACCCUGAAGGAGGGACAGAUUUGUGUAAGCGGCGAGGAUGAACACAGCGGCUUCAUCCGAGUGGCCAGUGGAAAGAAGAGAGGCUACGUGCCCUGUGAUGUCCUGGAGAACAUCUGAGAGAGAGAGAGAGAGAGCGAGAGAGAGAGAAAUAGAAAGAGCUGGAGAGAGAUGACGAGAGGAAGAGAAGGAGAGAGUGGAGGGAGGAGAGGCACAGUCACAUACUCCAUUGGUGUACAGGGAUGGCUCUGACAGUAGUUUUGAUCAGCUGCCAACCUCCCUGGCGCGAGGAGGACGAUUGUAAUUACAAAAUGGCCAUCUGAGACUAUGGAGGAAGCCGUCUGUUGAGCUAGGACUCUAAACUCCAAAAUGUUGCUGUUGGCAUUAAGGGAAUGGCUUUGUCAGAAGUCAAAGCCAACCUUCCCCAUUUCCUUUAAGUCUGAAUGGGAACAUGUUGAGACGGAUCAAAUAACCUGAACUUCUGGUCACAAUGACCCCACUCUGCCUCCUUGUAUCACUGAAUUUGGUUUCGUUUGGAUUUUUGGUUUGAUUUUGUUCGAUUUAAAGAACUGCCGUACAUCGUGUGUUCUUUGUGUGACUUCCCAUUGGAGAAUACAGCUGACACAUCACGCAUGAAUUUACUGAAUUCAUGCUUGCUUUUUUAGCGUCAGCUGCAGUAUGUUUCAAUGACCUGUUUAUCCUAUGCCCAAAUGUUCAAACACUUGUUCUCUUUAUCAAAUAGUUGCCUAUAGGCCUAGAUAAUCAUUUACAUUACUUUGAUGAAAGCGGUUGAGGUUACAAACAGCAUGAAUCCCUUUUUCUUCUAUGCUUGUACAAUGGCUCCACUGAGCCUUGAGAGGCUCUAGCUCACAAUUAAAAGCUCAUUCUCCUGAGACAGAGUUAUUUUAUCAGACCCUCUGACACAAAGAAUUCAAUGGUUUUGUCACUGGAGAGGAACAACAAAAAGAAAUGUGUCGAUUCUGAGGGGAGUGUUAUUCAAAGGAGUCCUUUUUCUUUCAAAGAAAUGCUGUAGUCUUUUGCACAAAUCUAGCUAGUGAUGUAUCUAGUCUAGCUGCUUACCCAUCGAAAGACAAAACAGAGCUUUGCAUAAAAAAUUCAGACUCAUGAAAACACCUUUCUAAAAACCUGUCAAAGAGAUUCUUUGAAUGCUUGAAAACAACGAAUACCUAAUUUGCUAGUUGAAGUCUGAUGAUAAUGUUCUCUUCAGGUAGCUUGUCAUGAUAUAUAGUUUCUUGUUUUUAUUUGUAAAGAAUAAUGGAUUUGAUAAGAGAGGUACAGUGGGCAACCUUUCAUAAGUGGUUCGAUACAUUGUAUUUGAAUGUAUGUCAUCAAAUCUGCAUACCUGUUAUUUCAAGGUAUUUGAUCACAAUCCUUUCAGUGAAACUCAAGUUAAUUGGAGUAUAGGACAUCUAGAGUAUAGAAACGAUGCAGUAUCUUCAGAGCAUGAGCUACAUGACCUUUGGCUUUGAUUUACAUUCAUGUAUGCUUACUCCAAUUGCACUAAAUGGUCACUCAGAUAUGGCUAUAGCCUUAUUCCAAUGUAAACUUUCUAGCAAAUGCUGAAGAACAUUUUUAUGUCAGAUCAAGACAUGCUUGUUGAGAUGUAACUUAAAUCUAUGUAUCCCUUUUAAUGUCAACGAAAGGGCUAUUCCUUUCUCUUCCCUGAGAUGUUCUUUUAAGAUUUCUUGUUCAUCCACAUGCAUAUUUGUUUUCUGUUUUAAAAUAUUGUUAUAAAUGAACUGUUAAAGGAAAGGUAUUUUAGUAAAUCUGUCUCUAAACUAAUCUAAUCUGUAUGUCAAAGGUCACUGUAUUGUGUGCACAGAAUCAAACAUCUAUUUCUGAUCAAUUUUAGUAUCAGCAUUUUGUGAAAGUAUUCACAUAAUAUAUAAAGCACAUUGACCUUAACUCGGUCUCGAAUAGCUUUCUCUUCGAACACUCAACGCAGUGUUAGAAAGGUGUUCUUAAUGUUUGGUAUACUCAGUGAGGUGAAAAUUCACUGUCACGAAGAGGCCGCUAUCCCCCUCGUCCUCAUCUCCUUCUCGAGCACCAUACAGAUUUUCCACAUGAGAAACAAGACAGUAUAUCCAAUGGUAUGUAAAAGGUAGAGCAUGAAUAUUACCAGAAAAGAUCAACGUGAUGCCCAUAUUCUUUUGGUUUCUUAUGAGGGAAUUGGAAUCCCUUUAUUUCCCUUUGAAAUCUCUGGUAAUGCAAUAAUUGACAUUUUCAUUAGCUCACACAUUGGAACUGUUAACUACAUGCAAUAUGGCAAUCGAGAUUUAUCACACAUUUUAUGCAGAAGAGCACCAUCUACAGACAGCAUAGUGAACAUUGUGUUCUCAUGAUUAUACAUAGCAUUAAUAAGCAAUAUGGUCACCAAGUCACCGACUCAUACAGUUUUUCAUUCCUCUUUAUACAUCUGUCACAAAUUAUUCAUAAAAGUCCCACACAGAUAGCCGGGCCUCCAAUUUUUGCACCCACACGUGAAUUAGCUUAUGCUAAUUGGCUCAUCAUUUGCUCAACUGGACCACUUAAAUUAUCUUCGCCCCAUCAAGCUGUUAUGAUUUGUAUGCUAAUGAAAACCGCUGUAUUGUGGCUCCCACACAUAAUGCAGCAGGAUUCUAUAAUUAUUUUCAUAAUGUCUAUCACAGCAUCCCAGGGACUGUAUUUGGAGGACUCCUGAGUGGCACAGUGGUCUAAGGCACUGUAUCUCAGUGCUUGAAGCGGCCUAAGCCUGGUUCAAAUCCAGGCUUUAAUUGGGAGUCCAAUAGGACAGCACACAAUUGGCCCAGGUUUGGCCGGGGUAGGCCGUCAUGGUAAAUCAAAAUUUGUUCUUGACUAACCUAGUUAAAAUACAAAAAAAAUGUUAUUUAUUAUGGAUCCCCAUUAGCUGAUGCCAAGGCAGCAGCUACUCUUCCUGUCACGUACAAGGAAUAGGAGACAGGCACAAGAAUACAAAAAUAGUUUUUAAAAUUUCUCUACCCAAAAUAGUGUACGUCAUGAACAUGACGGGGACGAAACCCAAACCAAACGUGCGCGUGUGUGUGUGUGUGUGUGUGUGUGUGUGUGUGUGUGUGUGUGUGUGUGUGUGUGUGUGUGUGUGUGUGUGUGUGUGUGUGUGUGUGUGUGUGUGUGUGUGUGUGUGUGUGUGUGUGUGUGUGUGUGUGUGUGUGUGUAACACAGGGCUAUAACCCAAACAAAGAGUGAGGUGUACCUCUAAUAAAUACAAGGGACGAGGCCCGUCUAAUAACAAGUGCACACUAACAUGCAAGCCGAUACAACAGAGCACAGGUGCUCACAAGACCAACAGACAUGGAACAAUAAUCAACAAGGACAAUGGGGAACAGAGGGCACAUAUACACACAUACUAAUCAGGGGGAAUGGGAACCAGGUGUGCGUAAUGAGACAAGACAGUCUGGGGUUGGUGAUAAUGAAUCAAGUUCAGUGACGCCUAGAGGGCCGGUGAGGUAGACCUCCAGAGCUGGUGAACAGAAUGAGCAGCACUACCGGGGGAAUCUGUGACACUUCCUGGGGUACAGCAAAAUUAAGGCAGUUAUACGUUUUAAAAACAUUACAAUACAUUCAUAACAAAUUUCCAUAUUAAGGGUGUGCCCUCAGGACUCUACUCUACUACCACAUAUCUAUAACACAAAAUCCAUGUGUACAUGUGUGUACAGUGCGUAUGUUACCGUGAAUUUGAAUGCAUGUGUUUAUGUUGCUUCACAGUCCCCACUGUUCCAUAAGGUGUAUUUUUAUGAAUCUAAUAAUAAAUCUAAUUUUACUGCUG
This is a messenger RNA of Oncorhynchus gorbuscha (pink salmon), 5650 nucleotides long. Its product is annotated as SH3 and cysteine-rich domain-containing protein-like. Gene Ontology annotation, molecular function: transmembrane transporter binding. The record is from RefSeq and is a predicted model, not a curated record. The transcript has 11 exons. The coding region runs from base 610 to 1965 and encodes 451 amino acids. Gene Ontology annotation, biological process: positive regulation of protein localization to plasma membrane; skeletal muscle contraction; positive regulation of voltage-gated calcium channel activity. Gene Ontology annotation, cellular component: extrinsic component of cytoplasmic side of plasma membrane. NCBI's taxonomy places the organism in Eukaryota, Metazoa, Chordata, Actinopteri, Salmoniformes, Salmonidae.